AUGUUGAUGACUAUAGAUAGGAUUCUUGACGCUGAUUUCACAAUCAACGAGGUCUAUAAGUUGCACCUUUAUAAACAGGAUGAGACAUCGGAUUCCAACGGUAUUGACGAUGGCAUUUUGAUUUGUUUAGAUGGAUCAUUUUUAGAAGGUGAAGAAAUAGUCGGCAUUAAGUUAAAGCCAGCUGCACUCAACCCACCGAACUGCAGCACAUUCGAUAUCAUGAGGAUAAUGUUUGAGAACUUGAGAAUAGACACGGAUGACAUUGCAAAUGCGGAUCCAUUGCUGUAG
This is a messenger RNA of Lodderomyces parapsilosis, 288 nucleotides long. RefSeq lists its product as uncharacterized. The transcript has a single exon. The coding region runs from base 1 to 288 and encodes 95 amino acids. NCBI's taxonomy places the organism in Eukaryota, Fungi, Ascomycota, Pichiomycetes, Serinales, Debaryomycetaceae. The record is from RefSeq and is a predicted model, not a curated record.